Messenger RNA from Anguilla anguilla (European eel), 3694 nucleotides. RefSeq names its product ralA-binding protein 1-like. The coding region runs from base 192 to 2156 and encodes 654 amino acids. The transcript has 10 exons. Gene Ontology annotation, cellular component: membrane. Gene Ontology annotation, biological process: endocytosis; small GTPase-mediated signal transduction; positive regulation of GTPase activity. Gene Ontology annotation, molecular function: GTPase activator activity; small GTPase binding. The record is from RefSeq and is a predicted model, not a curated record. NCBI's taxonomy places the organism in Eukaryota, Metazoa, Chordata, Actinopteri, Anguilliformes, Anguillidae.
CGCAUGCUCAGUUGUGCUAAAUCUGUAGGUCAGCAGGGAAACUCCUCAUUUGAAUACAACGAACAAGGUGAGAGAACUGUUGUUGGCUAAACGGAAGAAGCUGUAAUUGAGAGCGAGGCUGCCCCCUGCAGGUGGGAUGGAGAGGUGACGUGGGCGCCGGAAAAGAGAGGCAGAGCGAGGCGCCGGCGACCAUGACGGAAUGCUUCCUGCCCCCUAGCAACAGUCCCGGCGAGCCGCGGCGCGCGGACCACCCCGCGGGAAUGGCGCGCACGCCCAGCUCCGAGGAGAUCAGCCCCGCCAAGUUCCCGGGCCUGUACCGCGCGGGCGAGCACACGCCGCCCCGCGACGGCCACCUCGAGCCGCUCGACGCCGUCUCCGACGAGGAGAAGGAGCACGGCAAGAAGAAGAACAAGUUCAAGAAGAAGGAGAAGAGAACUGAGGGCUACGCCGCCUUCCAGGAGGACAGCUCGGCCGACGAGGCGGAGAGCCCCUCCAAGAUGAAGCGCUCCAAGGGCAUCCACUUCAGGAAGCCCAGCUUCUCCAAGAAGAAGGAGAAGGACUUCAAGGCCAAGGAGAAGCCCCGCGAGGACAGGGCCAAGGAGAAGAAGGCCAAGGACCUGACGACGGCGGCCGAGGUGGUCAAGCAGUGGAAGGAGAAGAAGAAGAAGAAGAAGCCCGCCGCCGCCGAGCCGGAGCCGCCCGCCGCCGCCGCCGCCGAGCCGCCCGCGCCGCCCGCGCCGCGGCCCGUCUUUGGUGCGCCGCUGGCCGAGGCGGCGGAGAGGACGGCGCUCUACGACGGGAUCCCGCUGCCCGCCGUCUUCCGCGAGUGCGUGGACUUCGUGGAGAGCCACGGCAUGACGUGCGAGGGCAUCUACCGCGUCUCGGGGAUGAAGUCCAAGGUGGACGAGCUGAAGGCGGCCUACGACCGCGAGGAGAGCCCGCGCCUGGAGGAGCACGACCCGCACACGGUGGCCAGCCUGCUGAAGCAGUACCUGCGCGAGCUGCCCGAGGCGCUGGCGCCGCGCGAGCUGACGGCGCGCUUCGAGGACGCGUGCGGCCGCCCCGCCGAGGCCGAGCGGCUGCGGGAGCUCCGCCGGCUCCUGGCCGAGAUGGCGCCCUGCAGCCGCCUGCUGCUGGCCUGGCUCGUCACCCACAUGGACCACGUCAUCGGCGCCGAGGCCCACACCAAGAUGAACAUCCAGAACGUCUCCAUCGUCCUCAACCCCACCGUGCAGAUUGGGAACCGGGUGCUGUACGUCUUCUUCACCCACGUGAAGGAGCUCUUUGGCGACGUCACCCUGAAGCCAGUGGUCCACCCCCUGCGCUGGUCCAACAUGGCCGCCAUGCCCCAGCUGCCCGAUACCGCAGAGAGCAUCAAGGAGGAGAUCCGCAGACAGGAGUUCCUGCUGAACAGCCUGCACCGUGACCUGCAGGCGGGGGUGAAGGACCUGUCCAAAGAGGAGCGCCUGUGGGAGGUGCAGCGCAUCCUGACGGCUCUCAAGAGAAAGCUGCGCGAGGCCAAGCGACAGGAGUGUGAAACCAAGAUUGCGCAAGAGAUCGCCAGCCUCUCCAAGGAAGACGUGUCCAAGGAGGAGAUGACGGAGAAUGAGGAGGAGGUGCUCAACAUCCUCCUGGCCCAGGAGAAUGAGGUCCUGACCGAACAGGAGGAGCUGCUGUCUCUGGAGCAGGCCCUGCGGAGGCAGAUCGCCACCGAGAAGGAAGAGAUAGAGAGGCUGAGGGCCGAGAUCGCAGACAUACAGAGCCGGCAGCAGGGGCGCAGCGAGACGGAGGAGUACUCCUCGGACAGCGAGAGCGAGAGCGAGGACGAGGAGGAGCUGCAGGUCAUCCUGGAGGACCUGCGCAAGCAGAACGAGGAGCUGGAGGUAAAGAACACGCACCUGAACCAGGCCAUCCACGAGGAGCAGGAGGCCCUCAUAGAGCUGCGGGUGCAGCUGCGCCUCCUGCAGGGGGAGAAGCUUCAGCAGGAGCAGCCGCCGCAGACUGGCCCAGAGGUCCGGGCCGUGGAGCCUGCCAAACACAGUGCCGUCUGGGACUCUGCCGCCAACGCCGACCCCGCCACCACCGCGGUCGGCACAGCCAGCAAGGAGUCCCUCAAGCCCUCCCCCAGCAAGGACCGCCAGGAGGUGAACCCGUGAGCCUUCCCAUUGUCAUCAUCAUCGUCAUCAUGGCUACCUUACUUGGGCAUGAUGGAUCCACCUGAGCAGCGCUGGUUCAGGAGAGACCCCCCCCCCCCGUUUUGUGUAAACCCUGCGAAAGUCUCUGCAUUAAGGUGUGGUAGAUUGGCUGUGGGCUGCUUGGUCAGUGUCCAUGUCUCAUUUAAUACCUGGGGUCCCCUGGGUGUGAGACAGGGGGAUGCUGGUAUUUACACUGCUCAUCCCAUUAAGAACACUGUUGACUCCCCCAGCUGCUGGAAACUAAAUGCCCUCAUCGUGACCAGGGAGUGGCGUCUUGGGUUAGCAAUUCGGUUAAUGUUACACCAACGGUUUUAGCGCAACACACUCAUCCAACCUUCCCACGUUACGUAUAUAUCAGUGAGGAGCAGUGGUAUGGUGCCCUAAAAAUAUUUUUUUCAAGAAACUUAAUUGUGGUGAAUCAUCAGCUAUUUUGAAUGGAUUGAAUUUCUGAAUAUUGUUUUAGACCUUUGUGGUCAGAUCUUAAACAUCUUCAUGUUGAUGAGAGUAUAUGUAGUGACUGACUGACGGCUUUGGGGUCAGAAUAUUAUGGCCCAUGUUAAUUCUGUACAGGUCCAAAACCACCAGGCUGCUGUUGGUGCAUUAGUACCAAUGCAGUGGAAGAGAAUUCCACCUCAGGGACCAGGAUGAAAGUGUUCCAUGGAUGUGAAUGGUGAUAUCUGGUGGUCAUGUGUAUUAUAUGGCCAUGUUCCACAUAUCCUGUGCGCAGACAGUGUAAUGGCAGCUAGAGGAACCAUGCACUCCUUACUACUGUAAAGAACAAGUAUUAUUCUUUUGCAGCACCUUAAGUCUGCUGUUGACUUCCAGGUGAUUUUAAUUCAUCUCAAAUUUAUAAUGAAUCUUAAUUUUGUGUCAGCAGUUUUGGCAUUUUGUUUGACCCAGUUUUGAAGAACCCUUUUGUCCAGGGUUAUCCAUGGUGAGAAAAGGUCCAGCAAGGUGUGCUGGCAGAAGUCUAAGAAGCUUGUUUCCUGUGUUGCAGUAAUGGAGAGGUUACAUGAAUAGAUAAGCGGCAGUGAGAAAUGCAGGCAUACAAGGUUGAUCCUUAAAGUGCCUUCAUCAGUAAUUCCCCAUGCAUCCUUAUGUUUGUGUGAUUGCAUAACUUCACCUUUAUGUGAAGCUAUAGUAUUUAGUUCAAGUUAAGGUCAGUUCUACAAUGCUAGACUUACUCAUUGAUGCUCAGGAAAGUGUGGUUGUAAUUUAACAGCUGAUCUAACCUUAAAGCAUUAUUGCUUCAUGGAUGUUGCCUUUUUUCCUUGAAUUAUUUUCACGUAAUCUUUUUUUUAACCUUGACAGAAGAUUGUGCUCAAGAACUUAAACCCAGACAAAUCAUGUGUUCAAAGCUUAUUUUGUGGUCAUUAAAGAAGCACUAUUCAUAGAAAUGUAUGUUACAGUGCAUCUGAUUUUUUCAUACAGUUUGAAUUUUUGUAGCUUGUGACCUUGGCGAAGCCAUACCAUGGAGAAUAAAAAACAUCUGGCCAAAA